This is a messenger RNA of Exophiala mesophila, 2929 nucleotides long. RefSeq lists its product as uncharacterized. Gene Ontology annotation, biological process: peroxisome organization; very long-chain fatty acid catabolic process; fatty acid beta-oxidation. The transcript has a single exon. Gene Ontology annotation, cellular component: peroxisomal membrane. NCBI's taxonomy places the organism in Eukaryota, Fungi, Ascomycota, Eurotiomycetes, Chaetothyriales, Herpotrichiellaceae. The record is from RefSeq and is a predicted model, not a curated record. Gene Ontology annotation, molecular function: ATP binding; ABC-type transporter activity; ATP hydrolysis activity. The coding region runs from base 144 to 2273 and encodes 709 amino acids.
CAUUGGUCAACCAUUCUUGUCUUCAAGACUCAUCAAUAUGUGCAGCGCAGGCAAGCAAUGCCACGACGAGAGCCUUGAUCGACAUCUAAUGUAGCAAGCCUCAUACAUCCCUUAUUCUCACUGUCCGUGGCAACGUCUUCACCAUGGCAGUCCAAUCCAAGCUACUCCCGCCUGGUCGCACGAUCAAACAACUCGCCUCCGAGUUGACGUCGCUCUACCUCAAGCAUCGAACCAAGAUUUCUCGCACCGUCUACAUCACAUUGGUGCUCGCCUUAAUCCACCGAGUCUACAACGCAAUCGCCGAACAGAAAGCGGCCUUGAGGAGGCAGGCUGAACUGCGAGAUCAACAAAUCGCGUCAACGGGCGAUCCAGAAGCCGAAGAAAAACAUCACAAGAAGAAGAGAGUGGAAAUCAAUCGUGAAUUCUUCCGGAAUCUGCUCCGAUUACUUAAAAUUGUCAUUCCAGGACUGCGCAGCAAAGAGCUUCGUUUGCUAGUCAGUCACAGCGUCUUUCUCGUCCUGCGCACCCUAUUGUCUCUAUAUGUGGCGAACCUUGAUGGCAAAGUCGUCUCAGCUCUGGUAAAAGGCCGUGGCCGAGACUUUGUCUUAGGGCUAGUAUGGUGGAUGCUGGUUGCGGUUCCGGCCACUUUCACCAAUUCCAUGCUACAAUAUCACCAGACCAAACUCGCCUUAUGCUACCGGACCCGCUUAACGAACCACAUUCACGAUAAAUAUCUCGACAAUAUGACCUUUUAUACACUGUCGGCACUGGAUGAUCGGAUCAAGAACGCCGACCAACUCAUCACCGUGGACGUUUCACGCUUUAGUAACUCUUUGGCGGAACUCUACUCGAACCUAGCCAAGCCAAUCCUUGACAUGGUCAUCUAUAACUACUCUCUAUCCAAAUCAGUCGGUGGUGAAGGCCUAUUUGCCAUGGCUUUACUCGUUCAGGUGUCAGCCAACGUCAUGCGCGCUCUGACUCCUCCAUUUGGCAAAUAUGUCGCCGAUGAAGCCCGCCUCGAAGGCGAAUUCAGGUUUCAGCAUACUCGACUCAUCGAUUACAGCGAAGAGAUUGCUCUCUACGCGGGCCACGAGGCCGAAAAGGAUGGCCUGGACAAGGGUUAUUUCACUCUGAUCAAGCACGUCAAUCGCAUCCUUCGAAGAAGAUUUUACCAUGGUCUGAUGGAAGACUUUGUUAUCAAGUACUUUUGGGGCGCCCUAGGCUUGCUCUUGUGUUCACUGCCUGUUUUUUUCAAGAUUCCCGGUCAGUCUCUAGAGAGUGCAGGAGACCAUACGGAGAGUUUUGUCAAGAAUCGGAGGAUGUUGUUGAGCAGCUCCGAUGCAUUUGGCCGCCUGAUGUUUUCGUAUAAAGAGAUCAACGAACUUGCUGGACACACUUCAAGAGUCGCCGGCCUACUGGAUGUCAUGGACGAAGUUGCUGCCGGUCGAUUCCAGAAGAAGUUGGUCAGCUCAGCCAGUAUAGAGGAGAAUGCCCUUGUAUUGCAAGGUCGAGGCACAGUGGAGGAAAGCGAAAACAUCGAAUUCACCGACGUCCCCAUUGUCAGCCCAAACGGCGAUGUUCUCGUGCGAAAGCUGACUUUCCACAUCCGUCCAGGCGACCACCUUCUGAUUGUAGGUCCCAAUGGAUGUGGCAAGUCGAGCUUGUUCCGAAUCUUGGGUGGACUGUGGCCAGUGUACGGAGGCAGUGUGAAGAAGCCAAAGUUUGAAGACAUAUUCUACAUUCCUCAACGCCCAUAUCUCAGUCGAGGUACACUAAGGGAUCAAAUCAUCUAUCCAGAUACACUCUACGAAUUCAGACUCAAAAAAGGCUCUGAGGACGAGUUGAAGCGGAUCCUCGCCAUCCUUGAAAUCGAAUCGGUCCUCGACCGUCCCAACGGUUGGGAUGCUGUUGAGGAGUGGAGGGACGUCUUUUCCGGGGGUCUGCAACAGCGGAUCGCCAUGGCGAGACUGUUCUAUCACAAACCCAAGUACGCGAUCCUGGAUGAAUGCACGAGUUCGGUCACUCUUGAAAUGGAAAAGACCAUGUACGAGACAGCAAAAGGUCUAGGUACUACUUUAAUGACCGUUAGCCACCGAAGAAGUCUGUGGAAGUACCACAGCGUAAUUCUGCAAUUCGACGGUCAAGGUGGUUAUGUCUUUAGCGAACUCGAUGCUGAGCGGAGAAUCAAGUUGGAGGACGAAAAGGAAGAGCUGGAGGCACUGCUUCGCGGCGUUGAUGGCUGGGAGGCAAGACUGAACGAGUUGCAAGGUUGAAAUGGUUCGACUUUCGAGGAAGCAUACCUCGGACAGUCGCAAAAAUCAUCUAUACCCAACAUGGAGAUCUGGUCCAGCCAAGUCACCAGACUUGGUCGGCAGGGCCAGACCUGUGACGUUUCUCUGGAUCGCCGUGACAGCCAUUUGGGCUUAGGUACUCCAAAAAGGAUUUUUUGCCAACUAUCAUGCAAUACUUCAUCACGCAACAAACGGUGUGAUUGCCGAAGAAUCAAUGCCAUCCCUACCGAAGCGACAACGAGAAUAUUGUGAAAUAAAAUAUGAGCGAUACCAUUGCGCCCAUUAAGGCUGGCGGACGAGCACGCCAUGCGAGCCAAGUGGGUUAAGCCUCAGGAAAUGCCCGGCAAAUCGACCAGGGUAAGGGAAUCAAGGCCAACUCUUCUUUGCUCUACAUGCCUCCUCAGUGGGUCGGCACACGACAUGGAAGCAGACAAGAAGCUCAGUGGCGCCAACAAGCAUUAUAGCUUGAGCGGCCAAUCGGCCUUGUAAAUCUUGGGCCAACGUUGCAGGUCUAUAUAGAUAAUCGAACAUGGAUGAAGCACAUGGUUGAAGGAUUUUGAGUCACAUAUGGGUCGCAGUAUUGCGUGCUUGCAGACUUUUGUGGCGGUUGAUCGUUAGUGUUGAAUAUUAAUGGAGCU